Aspergillus oryzae RIB40 is the source of this 390-nucleotide messenger RNA. RefSeq lists its product as uncharacterized. NCBI's taxonomy places the organism in Eukaryota, Fungi, Ascomycota, Eurotiomycetes, Eurotiales, Aspergillaceae. The record is from RefSeq and is a predicted model, not a curated record.
AUGCCUGCACAUGACAGCAAAAUAAAGCGGGGUCGCAAUGGCUGGGAGUACAAAGUUACCCUGAAUGCGAACUUCGAUGCAAACUCUAUUAUUCAGCCGUAUCGCGUGCAGAAAUUCAUAGCUGGCGGCGAUAAGGCGCAUGGCAGUGAUAUCACCACUGGCAAUGUCAUAUUCUCCUGGAUGGGUGCCAAUGGUGGCGUGGCUUCACACACAGACAAAGUUGACGCGGUUAGAAGCACCUACCAGCUUCCUUAUCCAAUUCCGCGCGACCAUCGUGGACACACAUUUAAAGUGCAUUCUAUCAGAUUCCACGACAUACACGUUGAAGCAGACGAUUGUGUCUGGAAGGGAAGAGAGGAUGAUGUUGAGUGGACAUGCUACUUUGGCUAG